AUGUCGACGACCAUACCCAUUCUGAACAUCGAGCUCAGCGAGCUCAAGGAGCUCGUCUGGAUGAAGUUGCAAGAACCGAAAGCUCAACGAAAACUCGUUCUAAUCAUCGUCUCCAUAGCCUUGCUACUCGACAACAUGCUGUACAUGGUAAUAGUGCCCAUUAUACCCGACUACCUGAAGUAUGUGGGUGCAUUUGGAGAUAUCGAAGAAGAAGUCAAUGGAACUGCAGCACCAGUACAUCACGGCCAGGAUUCAGCCACGGGGAUCUUGUUCGCUUCUAAAGCCAUCGUUCAGUUAAUGGUGAAUCCUUUCUCCGGAGCUCUGAUAGACAGAAUCGGAUACGACAUACCUAUGAUGAUAGGACUCUGCAUAAUGUUUCUAUCGACUGCUGUGUUUGCCUGUGGAAGGAGCUAUGGUGUUCUCUUCUUCGCCAGAAGUCUACAGGGAGUGGGCUCAGCUUUUGCUGACACUAGCGGUUUGGCUAUGAUAGCUGAUCGUUACACAGAGGAGUCGGAACGGUCUAAAGCACUCGGUAUAGCAUUGGCCUUUAUCAGUUUUGGAUGUUUAGUGGCUCCACCAUUUGGUGGUGCUUUAUAUCAGUUCGCUGGGAAGGAAGUUCCUUUCCUGAUUCUCGCAUUCAUCAGUUUAGCUGAUGGUUUCAUGCUUCUGUUAGUCAUGAAACCUCUGAGAGAACAAGUGAAAGAAAGGCGUAGUGACCAAGCGCCUUCAAUACCUAUUUGGAAACUGCUCAUGGAUCCCUACAUCGCUGUCUGUGCUGGAGCGUUAAUGAUGUCCAAUGUAGCUCUAGCUUUCCUGGAACCAACAAUUUCACUGUGGAUGGAGGACAACAUAACUCAUGACAAUUGGAAAAUGGGAAUGAUCUGGCUGCCAGCAUUCUUCCCUCAUGUGUUCGGUGUCAUAAUCACUGUUAAAAUGGCAAAACAGUAUCCCCAACAUCAGUGGUUGAUGGCUGCCUCAGGCUUAGCUCUGGAGGGUUUCUGCUGUUUCAUUAUACCUUUCUGCACCUCCUACAAAGUUCUUAUGAUUCCUAUAUGUGGAAUCUGCUUCGGUAUAGCUCUAAUAGAUACUGCUUUGCUGCCAACCUUGGGCUACCUGGUGGAUGUGCGAUAUGUUUCUGUCUAUGGUAGCAUCUAUGCUAUAGCGGACAUAUCAUAUAGCGUGGCGUACGCAGUUGGACCCAUAAUAGCAGGUGGAGUAGUAGAAGCUAUCGGUUUCACUGCUUUGAACGUGGGCAUCGCCUUCUCGAACCUUCUCUACGCGCCCGUCCUGGUGUACUUGAAGCAUAUUUACGACUUCAAACCAUUCCAGGAUGAAGCUGAUGUCCUCAUGCAAGAUCCACCUGACAAAGAAUACCAAACGUAUGUACUGCAAGAACAACGACCUCUUUCUGGCGACGUAGGAAAUCACUUGAAUCAAACACGUAUGGAGACAAACGUAGAUCAAGGUUAUGAACAUAACUACCAAGGACAGAGUUACGAGCAGCCCGAGUAUGGGCAGAAUGUUAAUGCUUCUGGCUACAAUCAGACGCAGGGAGGAUACGAGCAGCAGCCUCCUGGCUAUGAGCAACCAACUAAUUAUAAUCAGAAUGCUCAGGGUUACAUUCAAAGACCCUAUGGGCAAGAACAGCAGAGUCAGAUGGAUGCCAAUCCAUUCAGAAGACCUAAUGUUGAACAAAGGCCUGCUGGUGAUAGUAAUCCCUUCAGGCAAGGAAUGUACUAAUGCAUUGAUGGCGCAUUGCCACUGAAGAAUCUUCGAGACAAGCUUCCAGUUAUCAAGAAGAUAAAGUAU
Molecule: messenger RNA, 1809 nt
Organism: Dufourea novaeangliae
Lineage: Eukaryota; Metazoa; Arthropoda; Insecta; Hymenoptera; Halictidae
Gene: VAChT
Product: vesicular acetylcholine transporter
Exons: 1
Coding region: 1-1740 (579 amino acids)
Biological process (GO): xenobiotic transport; transmembrane transport; chemical synaptic transmission
Cellular component (GO): AP-1 adaptor complex; terminal bouton; membrane
Molecular function (GO): acetylcholine transmembrane transporter activity; xenobiotic transmembrane transporter activity
Source: RefSeq, a predicted model, not a curated record